AUAAUUCACGUUUUUCCGCUUAAGUUAUUUCUUUGGUUACUAAAGUGACGCCACCGAAAUCGGGGUGUUACAUUGUGGUAUCAGAGCUUGUCGAGUCUUUCGGGAGUCUUUGGGGAAUAGGUCUUCUGUGCUAGGUUGUGUGACUCUGCAAAGAGUAAAAAUUGAUUGUCUGCCAAGCGAUUUGUCGCUUAGAAUUGAUUGAAGUUAUUGCUUAAUCAUAUUGUAUAGUAUGUUAGAUGCUAUCCGAUGAUGAGUACUAACUGUUUGUUUGACUAAGCAUAGGAUGGUAAGCCCUGACCGUAUGGCGAAGGCAAUAGCUACCAUGAUUGAGGCAAUGAUGAAUCAGGCUACUGAGGAUUCUUACAGACGCGCUGAGGAGGCGGCACGUGAGCAACCUCAACCGCUAAUCGAGGCGUCCCAGUACCAGCAAAGUAGGUUGGACCGAGCUGGAACUGGAGGACCAGUGAGGUCUGGUUCUCAGGAGUACCGUCAGUUGGGGCCGUAUCAGCAUCCGAAGGAGAGGGGUUUUACCCCAAGCUCUUUUAAGCCUUCGACUACUGCCACUCCAGGGGCAGGAAGCCAAUCGGCACAUCCUGAGGUGACAUGUUUCAGGUGUGGAAAGAAUGGACACUAUGCUAAUGCAUGUCUGGACCAAGGGCCUCGAUGUUUUAAUUGCAACCAGAUAGGGCACUUGGCCGUGAACUGUAGAACGUUCCAAGCGGGACCGUCUGACAACAAGAUGAAGGGUAAACUUCCUGCCAAAUCUAAAGGGGCGAGGAAGCAAGUAACGUGUUACAGGUGCAAGAAGGUGGGGCACCACUCUAACAAGUGUCCAGACGGGAGACCUCUAUGUUUUAACUGCAAUCGCCCGGGGCAUCAAGCCAAGGAUUGCAAUGUAACCAGGGUUGAGCCAUCUGUGCCUACGGUAAGAGGAAGACAUCCUGCUGCACGGGGAGGAGUCUAUGUCUCGUGCGGCGAGGGAGCUGACGGAUUAGUCAGAGGAGAGCGCACAAACGAUGGUAACCUUCUAACUAUUCCUUCUCAUUCUAGUAUAAUACGCUCCAUUACUCUCGUAGCACAUGCCACGCACCAAUUUUACUUAAAUUGUUUAAGCAUUGACUUUAUAGUUAUUACGCCUAAUAAUACUUUAUUUGACCGUUGCUCGUGUUUAAACUAUAGAAGUUACACGAGGUUCAGAAUAACACGUUAAGCCUAGAAAGUAGUCUUGCACCGAUGCGUUUAACAAGAAGCUAGAAGCUGAAGGAUGAAUCUCAGGGAGAUUCCGUAUGGAUAGUAUAUGUAUGGUGUCGAGAGUGUGUAGUUCCGUAGCGGCAUCAUUGAGGAUUUAAUAUCAAGAUCUUUGUGGCUACUGGAUGUUAGGAACUCAUCGACUGUUCCAGUGGGUUUUUCUAAAUCUUCACCUUCGAUGUAUUAGGCCUGAUCAACUUAAUAUUGAGGGGGUGAUAUUCGGAAUCAGAACUGGCAAUGGACUUUGAUAGAUGGAUUGGUAAGAUUAAUUUGAUUGGAUCGAGGAUUAGUGGAGUCGGGAAGUAAAGUUUUUGUUAAGUAAUUGAUUUCCUUUGGGGAGGAGUUAUAGUUUAAGAAAUGGAUAUUCAUUUAAGAAGUAUUGAAGAAUUAAAGGACAUUUGAGGUCCAAACGUGGUGAAAGUUUAGGUUUUAAGUCUAUGAAUUCUUGUCUUAAGUGCGUAGGACUCAAGGUUUGUCAGGUUUUGAUCGAGAGACUAAGUAUCGGAUUGAUGGGAGGACGAUCUAGUUACGGAAAUAAAGAGUUAGUAUUAAGAUUAAUACUUGAGGUUGUUAUAUGUGGACAAAUUUCUUAGAGUCUAAGAGUGAAUGGAACUUUGUUAUGGAUUCCGAUAUUGCAUGCUGGGGUUAGCAAGUGAAUUUCACUAAGUUAAGUGAGGAUUUAAGGGUUAAGAUUGACCUUGGGAGGUGAAAAUCAUGUUCGAAUCAGAGAUUUAGUGGUGUUGGCAUUAAUGAUUGUAGUUAAACCUCCGAAUGUUGAGGGAUCGGAUGAUAAAAUGACUAGUUAAGUUUCCUGAGGUACAGCUAUGGUUUGAUCUUCUAGGGAAUAAGUUCGGAUUUGGGGGAAGUGUUAAGGAUUUUAGGUAAUUGUAAAGUGGGUUGUGAAUAAGUGAAGGUUGGUUUUAUGGUUCAAGUAAGGGAAGUCUCGAAAAAGGGGAGAUGACAAUAAUGGAUUGUAAGAGAUUAAGAUGGUGAUUAGCUUAUAAGUUGCUGAUGAAUGGAUGUUAAAAGGGAUUGGGUCUAGCGAUGCACAAGGUAUUAAGACUCACGUCGAGUUUUACUUUGAGUGAUGACUAAGUAGAAGAUUGAUUUCAUGGUGCGAAUGAGGAUAGUUACGAAGUUGGAAUCGACGUUAAUGGACUAGUAGAUUCCAAGGGAAUAGUUCGUCUAUGAGUUAUAGAGCGAUUGAGUUAAGUUUUGAAUCAUGAGUGGAGAUCACGAGGACAGGUUGAACAUUCACUCUGGAAUGCCAGAGGUGUACUGAGUUUAAGCAGAAUUUUUGGACGAACAAAAGUAAAGGAUCAAGUGGUUAAGGUUGUGCAAUUGCACGUAGCGUCAACCAAUGUUAUUUCCAACAUAGAACCGACACGAGUGGUCGAGCAGGACGACAUAGAGCUUAAAGUACUUGUUUGACCAGAAGGAGUUGAACAUGAGACAACGACGCUGGAUGGAAUUUCUCAAGGAUUACGAUUUUACCUUACAAUACCAUCCUGGAAAGGCUAAUGUCGUUACUGAUGCAUUGAGCAGGAAGAUGCAUAUCUCAUCAAUGAUGGUUAAGGAGCUGCAACUGCUGGAACAAUUUUGAGAUUUGAGCUUAGAUGUGAGAGCAUCUGAGGGAGAACUGAAGUUUGGGAGGAUCAAGAUCACCAAUGGAUUGAUGGAAGAAAUCCGAGACCAACAGUUACAAGAUGAAUUUUUACUCGGAAAAUAAGAAUUUAGUAAUUCAGGGUAAGGACCCGGAAUUCAAGGUAGGGAGUGACAAUAUCCUGCGAUGCAAGGAUAGAGUGUGCGUACCUAACAACCCUGACUUAAGGAGGUUGAUUAUGGACGAAGGUCACAAAAGCAAGUUGAGCAUUCACCCUGGAAGGAAAAAGAUGUAUCAGGACUUGAAGGUGAAUUUUUGGUGGCCAGGGAUGAAGAGACAAGUGGCAGGAUAUGUAGCUGCAUGUUUAAUCUGUCAGAAGGCGAAGGUGGAACAUCAGAAAUCUUCAGGUAUGCUACAGAGCUUGGAUGUACCUCAAUGGAAAUGGGAUAGCAUAUCGAUGGAUUUUGUCGUAGCGUUGCCAAGAACUCAAAAAGGAUAUGAUUCGAUUUGGGUAGUCGUGGAUCGAUUGACUAAGUUGGCUCAUUUCAUACUUGUGAGAACUACGUACAACGUGGAUAAGCUAUCAGAGAUUUAUAUAGCUGAGAUUGUGCGACUUCAUGGAGUGCCAACAAGUAUCGUUUCCGAUAGAGACCCGAAGUUUACUUCACAUUUGUGGGGAGCUAUUCAUAAUGCUUUGGGAACGAGGCUGAGAUUAAGUUCUGCUUAUCAUCCACAGACUGAUGGGCAAACUGAGAGAGAACUAUCCAAUCAUUGGAGGGUUUGCUACGAGCUUGCGUGUUAGACAACAAGGGCAGUUGGGAUACCCUAUUGCCACUGAUUGAAUUCACAUAUAACAACAGUUUUCAUACGACCAUAGGUAUGGCACCGUAUGAGGCUUUGUAUGGCCGCAAGUGUAGAACACCUUUAUGUUGGUAUCAAGAUGGAGAGAAUUUGUUAGUAGGACCGGAACUUCUGCAACAGAUGACUGAGAAGAUUAAACAGAUCAGAGAGAAGAUGAAGGCUUCUCAGAGUAGACAGAAGAGCUAUGCAGAUCAAAGGCGCAGAACCCUGGAAUUUGAAGAGGGAGAUCAUGUGUUUCUGCGAGUUACUCAGACUACAGGAGUUGGUCGAGCAAUCAAAUCAAGAAAGCUUACGCCAAAGUUCAUUGGACCUUAUCAGAUUACUCGUCGUGUAGGACCGGUAGCUUAUCAGAUCGCACUACCGCCUUUUCUAUCAAACAUUCACGAUGUAUUCCAUGUGUCACAACUGAGGAAGUAUAUUGCUGAUCCGACACAUGUUAUCGAGCUGGAUGACAUUGAGUUGAAGGAUAACUUGUCUUUCGAGACACCGCCAAUCAGCAUUGGUGACACAAGGAUAAAGCAGUUGAGGGGAAAAGAGAUCGAGUUAGUGAAGGUUAUUUGGAACAAGGACACCGGCGAUGCGACGUGGGAGCUGAAGGAAAAGAUCAAGGAACAGUACCCAGAACUUUUUACUGAACCAUAAGUUUCGAGGUCGAAACUUUCUUUUUGGAGGGUAGUAAUGUAAGGCCCAAGUUUUAACGCUUUGGAUAAGUGAAUAAAAUAAAAGAGUUUAUUUGAUUAAGAUAAAUUUGUGAAGGAAAAAGGUUCAGGAAAAGUCCAAGAAUUUAUCGAAAAACCGAAAGAGUUAUAGCACGACUAACAUACGCUUAAUCCUAGGUCAAAGGUAUUAUUGAAUAGUUAAUUUACGCUUUAGGACAUGAUGGAAACUAAUUCCAAAAAUCCUCAGAGAAAUGUUAGAACUUCUCUUUUCCGUCCUUAAACAAUUAUUUCGAUGCGAAAUCCUGGAAAGUACGAACGUCAAAUUCCAAUUCUCAGAAGUUUGCCGAAACGGAAUCCCUGAUAGUUCGAGAAACCUAAGAUCGACAGACGAUGAAGAUUUUUUCUAUUCGGAGCUGCAAAUGAAGAUUCCACCCGCGUUCUCCUAUUUCUCUCGUCAUUCCCAAUCUUUCUUCAGAAGGAAGUUUUCUCAUCCGACGAUCACUGCAAAAAGUAGUUUUCGGGAUAAACCGACUUACACCGACUUAUGCCGAUUUUGGAUCUUUUGGUUUAACUCCAAGAAUCCUUUUCUGAGUUCUGGAAUUCUGUCGCCAGAACCUAUCUUAGAAUGCGCAGAGGAACGCGCAGGAAAAAUCCGAAUCGCAAAAAAAUCAUUUUUCCGCAUUUUCCAAAAUCUAUAAAUAGCUCAAAAAUUAGAUUUUUGCCAAAAAAUCACCCAUUCCCUCCCCCAAAAACCGUGAGCAGCUAGAGAGAAAGAGAGGAUCCGGAUUUUCGCGAAUCUUUGCCCGUUUUCUUCACCGAUCGUUGCUAAUCGAAGACCUUGAGGUAGGUAAACUAUAUCUCACUUCUGAUCGUCAGAUCUGUCGACUUUUUCCAUGUUUUUCUGAGCUCAAAGUUUGGAGCUUUUUGUAAAAUUGUCCAAAUAGCUUGAUUUCAGUGUCUAAACUUCUUCCCUGCAUGCUCCUGAGCGUGUUCUGCGGAUUAGAUUUUGUCAAAUGUCGACGAAAUGCCGCCGGGAUCAAUUUCUACCUUAAAUACCCAUUUUUCGGUAAAGUCGCAACCUUUAAGCUCUAAUCUAUCGACUUGGCUUAGUGCUAGUAGGAUUUGUCGUCAUAAACGUCGUUGUGGACGUCUCCAUCCAAUCUGUUUUUCAAAAAUCCAAUUUUGAAAUUUUGAGCUAAAAAUAAUGACCAAACUACCCCUAUAUCAGUUUUCGAUCCGAAAAUUUUUCCGAGCUUAGAACCGUCUUAGUUACGGCGUAUGUUAACCUAGGAACCAAGUUUGAUCGAAGAAAAAUCGACCCUCCCAAUUAAGGAAAGUGGCCGAGAGCUAUACCAAGGGGGGAGGAAAUCCGACUUUUUCGAAAACUUGUCUUAACGCGUUAGAUUGUCGUACCACAGAGUUUGUAAUGUACCGUGUAACCCUAGGACUUAUUGCUUGCUGAGUUUCUGACUCAAUGUGUUGAUUUCUGUGAUUUUGGCUUAAGGUUCUUUUGAAGAGUUUCUUGGAGAUCAAGGCGAGGAACGUGAAGGAGGUUGUGAGGAAAACGCUGGAGGAGUUACAGGAUGAGCAAGAGCUAGUUAGAUGGAGGAGAGGAGACGUUGCCGAGAGAUGGUGUGCGACGAGCUAAUGAUUCAGAGAUUAGUCGUGUGGAGACUACGGGGAGCUCGAUGGGCAUAGGAGGCUUUCAUUUUAUAUUCCUUUUGAAGUCUAUAUUGUGAUUAUAUUCGUUGAUGUAAAGGUAUUUAUAUUGUUGGGUAUUAUGUAUGCAUUUGAUAGAGCAUGAUUUGGAAAUUAUUAAAAGGUAUUAUGUUUCAAAAGAAAAAAAAUAUACACCUGCACUUUUAUGAUUUCGAAAGUUCAUUACCAUGAUUAAUUUACUUUUGGAUCACUAAGUAACCCUUGAAAAUCGGGGCGUUACAGAGGGCGAGCUGUCGUUGAGUAUAGUGGUGUGAUGACCGGGAUUUAGUAUUGUUUUUAUUGUACAUCCCUCACUUUAACCUACUUAGAAAAUAUGCACGACAAGUGCGUACUUAGGUAAUUGACGAGCGGACAAGCCAAACCAAUAGUUAUAGGACUCGGUAUCAAUGAAGUACCUUGUUCCUUGAUCGCUUAAAUUGAUCUUAAGUGAUCCAAUAUCCUCUCCAACUAUCUCAUCGACCUUAAAAUAAUCCCUACUACGAUAUGGUAUCCUCAUAGCAAUUUUGGUGUCGAUCGAGCGAGCGAAAUUCUAUAUCGUCGAAACUAGCGUCUAUAAAGACUUUUACCUUGACUUCUCACUUAGUGCAGCCCAUGCACGAAAUUCUCUCUCCAUAAUUCACUAUUAUAGACUCAUUCUACCUUAUAACCUAAUGGAGAACACAUAAGGCCAAAAAUGUUACUACUUUAGUGAUAACCCAUCACUUUCACCAUUUUUCAAUAGCAUAAUUAUUCAAACUUCCUCAAUGCAUGUUUCCAGCUAUUUAAUUACCAUUUUGACAUGCAAACAAGGUCAAAAGACCAUGACAUCACCAUUCAACCUCAUUUGUACACUCUUGGAACUUAGUAUCACAUGUGUAUACUUUAAUACCCCAAAAUACUCAUUCAAGCCUUUUCCAAAUUCUUUAUACACGUUCAGCCCCUCUUCACCAUAAAAAUCUGACCAAGCAUUUAGUCCCCAACAUCAUUACUUUCACAAACAAACAAAAGACAAUCAUUUCCACAAAGUUCCAUGCAUGAUGAUGCAUAGCACAUGUGCAUGACCAUGCUCAUGAAAACCAUUGCAUCAUUCCUUCUGAAACUUGAUGCCACGCAUACCACCUCUCCACCAUCUGAAUUCAUCAUUCCAAGCAUUUAAUGCUAAUCACCUUACAUGAAACUCCAUUGGUGAGACAACAUGCUUAAGGAGAUAAUCUUGAUUUCCUUGCUAAUCACUUCCAGCUCUAUAAAUGCGUGAGUUCUGAAGCUACUGAGGUUCAAGGACCCUAGUAUUAGGUUCAGAAACGAGAGAGACAGAGGGAGUAGCUCUCAGCCCUCUCUAGCUCAAGAUUGAACCUCCAAACUUCAAAUCUUCGAAUCUACCUUUCCUCUCAUCCAAAUCACUUCAAAUCUGUUCCAUUCUGUUUCUGGAAGAUCAUAGAGUAAUUAUGGGCAAAAUUAGAGAAGUUUUGGUCAACAAAUCGUGAAGAAGAAGAAGUCUGAACUUCUCCGGCGAAGCUGCCCAGUUUCCGGCGAGGAAAACCGACCUGUAACGGCUCUUUUCUCCCUCCUGCAAUCGACCCACUGCACGAAACCACAACCAUUCUCUUCCUUAUCACGAGAAGAACCUGCCCAUGCUCCCAGAUUCCUCAAAAUCUGAGAAAGACGCAGCUCCGGUCAUCUUCUCCGGCGAGCUCUCUCGCCGGAAAAAUCGUGAAAUUCAUUUCUGGUUCGUUAUAGCCUUUCUGAAUGUAUUAUUAAGCUCUGUUUUAGCAUUUAAGACAUGAAAAGCAUUGUUUUAGUCACUGGGUAAGCCAAUUUCGAAUCAGAUUAAGUAAAAUUCAAAUCUGCAAAUUUUGACAAAUCAGAGGCAUUAGGACGGCAUAAGCUUAGUUAUGAAUUGUUAUAAUCCUUACUGGGAAACAUUUAAAGCUUUCUGGGCACAUAGAUGAAGGAAAAGCUCACUGAAAUGGAAAACUCAAUUUUUCCUCUUCUUCACCUUCACGGUGGUGAACGUGGAGCUGAUUAUCAUCAUGGGUAGUUGGCUUAAACUCACCAGGAAUCUGUUACACGUAGUUUAAGAGUGGUACAGGUCUGGAUAUAGGAACAAACAAGCUAGGUAUAAGUGUUUUCAUGAAACUUCCAUUCUUAAGUCAUAAGAAACACUAAUUAUGGUAGAUUCAUGAAGAAAAUAGGUUAGUUAGUGAGUCAAAGUAAUCUUGAUAAUGCUAAGGUCGUGAUCAGAUUGAGAAUAAGAGAGAAAAGCACUAAUUGUUUCUAAUCAUAACUUGUUAGGGUUGAUAUGGCUAAUUAGUGACUAAAUAGACUUAAUUAAGUUAAUGGUAGUGAUUAGUGAUAGAACAUGAUCAAGUGAGGCUAAACUAGAUUAAUGUAAGGUAAUUAGAUGAUGAUAACAUUCAGUAGAAAAAUAAUUAAGUAGAGAUUAGCAGUAUGCUUAAUUAGGAUCAUUUGAUGAUUAAUUAAGGAAAAUGACUAAUGUUAAGUGUAGCUAAUCUUGAUUAAUUAGGACUAAUAUAGCUAAUUAGUGGUUGAUUAGACUUAAUUAGGUUAAUGAUGCUAAUUAGUGGAUGACCAUAAUCAAGUAAGGUUAAAUCAGAUUAGUAUUAAAUAAUUAGAUGAUAGUAGAAAAAAAAUUAAGAAAAGAAUUAGAUAAGGUGAUUAAGUAAGGUGAAUGACUAAUGUUAGUGUGAGAUUAAUAAGCUAAGUGUUAAUGAAGUUGGAUAAUGAUGUAAGUAAGAAAGUAAUUAGGAAAAUUGUAACUUAAGUAGACCAUAAUCAGUAAUGGAAAUAAAAUAGUUUAGUACAAGACAAAAGAACUAGGAUAUAAUAACUAGUUUAAUGAUAAUGUUAACCUAAGUGUAGUUAACUAUGCUAAUUGAAAGUUUACUACAGUCUCUAAGAACAUAAUUCAACCUAGAUGACUUAGAAUAAUGGGAGAACUUGAAUAAGGUGUCUAUAUGAAGUAGUAAAGGAGCCAUAGGAUAGUCAACUAAAGUAGAUGAUUAAUGAGAAGUCACUUAAUAAGUGCAUAUGCAUGUAGAACAAGUAAGAGCAAUAGUUAAGGACAUUAAGAUAUGUGACACUCUAGGAGUAGCGCUAUAACAUCAUAAAUCGUUGCAGAAUGAAUGAUUGUGCAAAGAGAUCGUCACUAGGCAUCAUGAAGGAAAUGACGCCAAGACGAGGAAUCUCCGAACUUAUGUUAAAUUGCAUUGGAUAUCCAGGUCAGCGGAGGACUGAGUUUACCUUCAUUAUAAGGGCUUGAGUGUGGUUUUAGUACUUGCUUUGGUUAUGUGUUUGGUUGGAUUAUAUGCUGAUUGAAUUGAUUGUCUGAUAUACGCAUUACUUGAAUGAAUGAUUGUUAUGAUAACAUGCUUAUUGAAUGAUAUGUCAUAUGAUAGUUGCCUGAAAGUAAUGCUGAUUGUGAUAAGCAUGAAUAAAUGGAUGUCUGACUUGUUUGAACUGGAUGUGCAUGACUGUAAUGCUGCACUUAUUAGAAGGGGAUUAUAAGUACACUGUGGGAUAUAGUGGUGUAAGAUCAAGAUUUGGUCAUGUGGUACAACUCUAUGUUUUGAUGAUAACAGGUAUUUAUUUGUGGAUGAACAAUUAUGGUACUCUAACGUUUGUCUUAAGUGUUUUGACAAACAGGUUCUGAUUCUGACACCAGAAGAUAUACUCAUCAAAAGAUCUGAGGAUCAGAAGUUCUGAGGAUCAGAAGAUCUGAGGAUCAGAAGAUCUGAAGAUCUGAGGAUCAGAAGAUCUGAAGAUCAGAAGAUCAGAGGAUCAGAAGAUCAGAGGAUUAGAAGUUCUGAAGAUCAGAAGAUCUGAAGAUCAGAAGAUCAGAGGAUCUGAGGAUCAGAAGUUCUGAAGAUCAGAAGAUCUGACGAUCAGAAGAUCUGAAGACCAGAAGCUCUGAAGGUCCAGAAGCUCUAAAGGUCCAGAAGCAGAAGUUACGAAGGUUAGAGGAUCCAAGCUUCCCUCUGACUCUGAUCACCAAGCUUCACAAGUUCCAACAUGAAGCGUAGUCAGAUCAGAAGUCAAUGGUUAAAGGCAAAUGUUACUAUCAAGAAAUACAAGAGCAGUGUACUAUUCUGACAAGCCUACCUACCAAAGUUCAGCCACAGCAGGUUCUGGAAGUUCUAGAAAUGCCCUCCAACGGUCACAUUCUCUCAACAGAAAUAUAUCUUGCACCUUGGACUAUUUAAGGCUGAAGAAGAGAAGAAAGACUAAGGAUAGAGAAACCAAGAGCUGCAAUACAAGAAAAGAUUCAAGCCUCUACUCUCUUCAUCUGUUCUUAUUUAGUUUACACUCAGCUUAUUCAUCAGCAAACCUUUGUAAACACCAACCUCAAACAGUUGUUUGAUUUUCCUUAAGGGACCGGGUAGGUCAGUAUCCUUAAGAAGACUAGGAUCUGUGUAUCUUAGUGGUGAUUCCUUUAGGAGAUCAAGGUUGAUCGGAUCCUAGAGAAGACUAAGAGAGUGAAUCUUAGUGUGAGCUAAGUCAGUGUAUUGUUAGUCACUUGUAGGUUUCAAGUGCAGUUGUAACAAUUAUCUAAUUAGUGGAUUGCCUUCAUUCUAAGAAGGAAGAAAUCACCUUAACGGGUGGACUGGAUUAGCUUGAGGGAUUUAUCAAGUGAACCAGGAUAAAAUACUUGUGUGCUUCUCUCUUCUCUCUAUCUUUAUCCGCUGCACCAUCUAUCUCAGAUAAACCGAAAAG
This is a messenger RNA of Lotus japonicus, 10800 nucleotides long. RefSeq lists its product as uncharacterized. Bases 284 to 1210 code for a protein of 308 amino acids. Gene Ontology annotation, molecular function: zinc ion binding; mRNA binding; single-stranded RNA binding. The record is from RefSeq and is a predicted model, not a curated record. Gene Ontology annotation, cellular component: cytoplasm. The transcript is spliced from 2 exons. NCBI's taxonomy places the organism in Eukaryota, Viridiplantae, Streptophyta, Magnoliopsida, Fabales, Fabaceae. Gene Ontology annotation, biological process: positive regulation of cytoplasmic translation.